UUUUGGUCUUUGGACCCGUCUUUUAAAUGGGAUCUUUGGAGUUCUUUAUUUCCAGUGCAGCGCGCGUGAGCCAUUUCACCUGCGCGCGACACCUGUUCCGCUAGCUAUAAAUAUUAUCAAUAGAUAUGAAAGGUGUAGGGAGGUAUUAUUUCAUUUAAGUUCGUGGGAAUAAGCAGCAGACCUUGCUGAAGUCGUUGACAUGGACGCGGCAUCGAAAGAUGGGGCCGGCUUGGCCGGGUCUGACCCCAGCAAGACAGACACACUCAACUCAACAGGUUCUGCAGGGCAAAGGAGAGCUGGAGGAGCCAAGAAGCACACACAAGCUAACAAAUCGGCCCUGCGUGCUCCGAGAGCUCUGUGCUGCCUCACUCUCAGCAAUCCUAUACGCAUGGCAGCACUGGCCCUAGUGGAGUGGAAAUAUCCUUUUACCCAAUGUCCCUUUGAUAUAUUCAUUUUACUGGCCAUCUUUGCAAACUGUGUUGCCCUUGGUGUGUCCAAACCAUUUCCUGAAGAUGAUUCCAAUGCCACCAAUCACAAUCUGGAACAAGUGGAGUAUGUGUUUCUGGUCAUUUUCACCAUUGAAACAUUCACAAAGAUUCUCGCAUAUGGUCUGGUCAUGCAUCCCAGCGCCUACAUCCGCAGCGGGUGGAACUUGCUGGAUUUUGUCAUUGUCAUUGUAGGUCUUUUCAGUGUAAUAGCUGAAAUGGGAGAGCACAAACCAGGAGAGGCCCAUCACGCAGCAGGCAAACCAGGUGGUCUGGAUGUCAAAGCCCUGAGAGCCUUCAGAGUACUGCGACCCCUGCGCUUGGUUUCCGGUGUGCCGAGUCUGCAGAUUGUGUUGAACUCCAUCAUGAAGGCCAUGGUGCCUCUGCUCCACAUCGGUCUGCUGGUCAUGUUUGUCAUCAUCAUUUAUGCCAUCAUUGGGCUGGAGCUCUUCAUAGGCAGAAUGCACAAGACCUGCUACUAUGUAGGGACAGAGCUAAUGGUGGACGAUGAUCCAACACCAUGUGCUUUUGCCGGUAACGGUCGCUUCUGCGUGGGGAAUAACACAGUGUGUCGGGGAGGAUGGGAGGGACCCAAUGGAGGCAUCACCAACUUUGACAAUAUCUUCUUCGCCAUGCUCACUGUGUUCCAGUGUAUUACUAUGGAGGGCUGGACUGAUGUGCUCUACUGGAUGAAUGAUUCCAUUGGGUUUGAGCUGCCUUGGGUUUAUUUUGUGUCUCUGGUCAUUUUUGGGUCUUUCUUUGUCCUCAAUCUUGUGUUGGGUGUAUUGAGCGGUGAGUUCUCUAAAGAGAGAGAGAAGGCUGUGUGUCGUGGUGAGCUGCAGAAGGCCCAGGAGAAACAACAGAUGGAGGAGGACAUGAUCGGCUACAUGGACUGGCUCAUUGAAGCAGAGGACAUGGAUGAGGAUGGAAAUAAACGUAAUAUAAGCUUUAUUUAGCAUUCCGUUCACAUUAUGAUCACACUGUUAAAAUAUACACAGCUGUACCACUUGAAUCUGGUCAUUAGAAAAAACUGCCGUGUGGCCGUCAAAUCCACCAAUUUCUAUUGGCUGGUGCUACUGCUGGUGUUCCUCAACACUGCCGCCAGUGCCUCUGAACACUACGGCCAGCCCAAGUGGCUCACUGAUAUACAGGAACGAGCAAAUAAGAUCCUUCUGGCUCUGUUUACACUGGAGAUGCUGAUGAAGAUCUACAGCUUUGGCUUUCAGAUCUACUUCAUGGCACUUUUUAAUCGUUUUGAUUGUUUCGUGGUGUGUGGUGGAAUUCUGGAGACGGUGCUGGUGGAGAUGGACAUAAUCCCACCCAUCGGAAUCUCUGUGCUGCGCUGCGUCCGUCUGCUCCGUAUCUUCAAAGUCACAAGACACUGGGCUGCCCUUUCAGACUUGGUGGGCUCUUUGCUGAAUUCAAUGAAGGCCAUUUGCUCCCUGCUGCUCCUGCUCUUCCUCUUCCUCAUCAUCUUCGCUCUCCUGGGCAUGCAGCUCUUUGGUGGAAAGUUCAACUUUGAUGAAACUCAAAUGAAAAGAAGCACCUUCGACACUUUUCCAUCUGCCCUGCUCACCUGUUUCCAGAUCCUAACAGGAGAGGACUGGAAUUCUGUCAUGUAUGAUGGCAUCAUGGCGUAUGGUGGACCAGUGUUUCCUAAUAUGAUUGUCUGUAUUUACUUUGUCAUUCUUUUCGUCUGUGGUAACUACAUCUUGCUGAAUGUCUUCUUGGCUAUCGCUGUGGACAACUUAGCCGGAGACGGUGGCAAAAAGAAAAAAGAAGAGAAAAAAGAAGACGAGGAGGAAUGGGAAGAUGAUGAAGAAAGAGAGGAAGACGAAGCUGGUAAUGAUAUGGACGAUUGGGAAGAGCAUGAAGAGUUGAGAGCAAUUGAAGGACUUGAGGGUAUAGGCACUCCCAUGAAAGUAGAAAGUUUUCAACCCAAAGAGAAAAUUGUACCUAUUCCUGAUGGAAGUUCCUUUUUCAUACUUGGAAAGAAAAACUGUCUCAGAGUUGCCUGCCACAACCUUAUUCAUCAUCACUACUUCACCAACAUCAUCCUCGUCUUCAUCAUACUGAGUAGUUUUUCAUUGGCAGCUGAAGACCCAAUCAAAACUCAUUCUGUCAGGAACGUUAUGCUGGGCUAUGCUGAUUAUGUCUUUACCACCGUCUUCACUAUUGAGAUCAUGUUAAAGAUGACUGUGUAUGGAGCUUUCCUUCAUCAAGGUUCCUUCUGCAGAAACGCCUUUAACCUUCUGGACCUUCUGGUCGUCAGCGUGUCCCUCACCUCUUUCUUCUUGCAUUCGAGUGCCAUUUCUGUGGUAAAGAUUCUUAGAGUUUUGCGAGUGCUCAGGCCUCUUCGAGCCAUCAACAGGGCAAAGGGACUCAAGAGUGUGAUUCAGUGUGUGUUUGUGGCCAUCCGCACGAUUGGCAACAUCCUCAUCGUCACCACCCUCCUCCAGUUCAUGUUUGCUUGUAUUGGUGUGCAGCUUUUCAAGGGCCGGUUCUACAGAUGCACUGAUGAGGCGAAACAUACACCUGAAGAGUGCAAAGGCACUUUUGUGGUGUUCAAAGAUGGUGAUAUGAACCAUCCAAUGGUGAGGGAGAGAGUUUGGGAGAACAGCGACUUUAACUUUGACAAUGUGCUGAUGGGCAUGCUUGCACUAUUCACCGUCUCUACGUUUGAGGGCUGGCCACAGCUCUUGUACAAAGCCAUUGAUGCUAAUGCAGAGAACAGAGGACCCAUCUAUAACUACCGUGUAGAGAUUUCCAUCUUCUUCAUCAUCUACAUCAUCAUCAUCGCCUUCUUCAUGAUGAACAUCUUUGUGGGUUUUGUCAUCAUCACCUUCCGUGAACAAGGAGAGGCUGAGUUUAAAAACUGUGAACUAAACAAAAAUCAGCGACAAUGUGUGUAUUACGCAUUGAAAGCUCAGCCAAUAAAGAUUUACAUACCCAAAAACCCCUCUCAACUCAAAUUUUGGAGGAUCAUCAAUUCCUCUCAGUUUGAGUACAUCAUGUUUGUGCUCAUUCUGCUCAACACGCUUACACUGGCUGUACAGCACUAUGAGCAGUCCAAACUCUUCAACUUUGUUAUGGACAUUCUGAACAUGAUCUUCACUACGCUCUUUACUGUUGAGAUGAUCGUCAAACUUCUGGCUCUAAGACCUUACCACUAUUUUAUAGAUGCCUGGAACUCCUUUGAUGCGCUUAUAGUGGUGGGCAGUUUGGUGGACAUCAUGAUUGCAGAGUUCAGUGGUGGAGGAGGCCAUGGUGAGGGGAAAGAUGGGGAGAGCGCCAAAGUGUCCAUCACUUUUUUCCGUCUUUUCCGAGUUAUGCGACUAGUCAAGCUGCUCAGUAAGGGUGAAGGCAUUCGAACCCUCCUUUGGACCUUCAUUAAAUCUCUACAGGCACUGCCAUAUGUCGGCCUACUCAUUGCGAUGAUCUUUUUCAUCUAUGGUGUGAUUGGAAUGCAGACAUUUGGGAAGAUAGCUAUAGACGACAACACUGAGCUCAGUCGGAACAACAAUUUCCAAACCUUUUUCAUGGCUGUACUGCUGCUUUUCAGAUGUGCAACAGGUGAACAGUGGCAGCAGAUCAUGCUUGCGGCACUGCCAGGGCGUCGUUGUGACCCAGAGUCUGACAUUGAGCCAGGAGAGGAGUACAGUUGCGGAAGCAACCUGGCGUACCUCUAUUUCAUCAGUUUCUUUGCACUCUGUGCCUUCCUGAUCAUUAACUUGUUCAUCGCUGUCAUCAUGGAUAACUUUGAGUAUCUGACCAGAGACUGGACUGUGCUAGGCACUCAUCACCUCGAUGAGUUUAAACGAGUCUGGUCAGAUUAUGACCCAGAAGCCACGGGAAGGAUUAAACAUCUAGAUGUAGUCACCAUGUUGCGCAGAAUUCAGCCUCCGCUGGGCUUUGGAAAACUCUGUCCACAUCGAGUAGCGUGUAGGAGACUAGUUGCUAUGAAUGUCCCUCUCCAUCCUGACGGCACUGUGUCCUUUAACGCCACCCUGUUUGCUCUCGUCAGAACUUCACUCAAGAUUAAAACAGAUGGCCCCAUUGACCAGCAGAACGAGGAGCUGAGAGCUAUCAUUAAAAAGAUCUGGAAACGCACCAAACCCAAACUCCUGGAUGAAGUUAUACCUCCCCCUGCAGGGAACGAGGUGACUGCAGGAAAGUUCUAUGCCAGCUUCCUGAUUCAGGACUAUUUUAAAAAGUUUCGUAAGCGAAAGGAGAAAGAGAGGAAGAAGAAAGGCAAGGACAAGUCAGCCUCUCUCCAGGCUGGGUUACGAACACUACAGGAUUUGGCCCCAGAGAUGCGUCUGGCUAUGGCGAUGGAGGAUGAAGAAGGUCUGGAGGGGGACAUGAUAGAAGAUGACGAGUUCUUCAGGAGUGACAGUGUCUUCAGUGAUGCUCCUCCCACAUCGGUUAUGUCCACUCCCAGAAGUACCCCUAUGCCCCCCCAUCUGGACGAGACCACAGUGAGCAUUGAGCUUCCUCCUAGAAUACGCAAUGGGAGCUUAAUGCUCGAGGAGGCCCUGGUGGACUCCCGUCCGGUCUCCGCCCUAUCCGAAAACGAAGUGAUAGUUGAUCAGCCUCAGAGGUUGUCUCCCCUGCCCAGCAGGUGGGCCUCCAGUCACAGCAAACUCACCCCACUGUGGAUGCUGAAUACCAACCCAAGGAAUGAUACAACUAGAGUUUGUGACUAUAUUCCUUCCCCAUCUCCGGAUGGAGGAAUGCAAAAUGGAGGAGUCACAGAAGGGGUCGUCAUUCCACAAGGAGAUGGAGGACCAGUCACAGGAGGAGCCAUGGAAGGAGUCACAGGUGGAGGUGAAGGAGUCACAGGAGGAGGUGUAGGAGUCACAGGAGGAGCAGUCAUAGGAGGAGGAGUUACAGAGAUGGCAUACACUGCAGAGCAAGCUGCUGUCAGCAAGGAGGACCCUCAGAAUGCUGUCUCACAUGAUAUACAGUGGUUUCCUGAGGUUCCUCCGGCACAAACUGCAGCACCUACUGGGAGCAGUGAAUGUGUGGCCCCAGUUCAGCCCAUUGACAAUAACAGCAAUAGUUACCAAGGCAACAGCCAAGAUGCUGGUGGCUAUAAUGGCAAUGGAUACCCUGGAAAUGGCUACAAUGGGAAUGGUACCAAUGGGACUGGUUAUCCAGGCAAUCGUUACUCCAGCAAUGGCUAUAGCAGCAAUGGCUACACUGGUAAUGGUUAUCACAGUAAUGGAUACAAUGGUAAUGGAUACAACAGCAAUGAAUACAGUGCAAAUGGUUUCGCUGCACGGCGACGCAUGCUUCCCCCAACUCCCUUAGGCCGAAAGCCAAACUUUAACAUCCAGUGUUUGAGAAGGCAGGGCAGCAAUGAGGAUCUCCCGAUUCCAGGCACAUACCAUCAAAAUUCCCCACCCUGUAGGGCAAGAAUGCAGACACACAACAGCUACGACUCACGGCGGAGCAGCAUUUCAUCUGGGGUUUCUUCUGCCUCCUGGGUUAACAACCAGGCCAGACGGGGUCGUCUCCUCUACGCCCCCCUCAUUCUAGUGAACGAGGUGGGGGGCACUCAGGCAAUGUGGGGUGACACCAAUGGCAGCUCCAGCCUGCCAGCGUCGGCCCGUCCCGGGUGGAUUGGCAGUGGAAUGGCAGGUGUAGCCCAGCAGCCUCGGGCGUACACGACUCUCAGAGUACCCUCCCAACACAGCCCCGGAUACAUAGAGAAGGGAAGCGCUGACAGCCUCGUGGAGUCGAUCCUGAUCUCUGAAGGCUUGGGUCUAUAUGCAAAAGACCCCAAAUUUGUUGACUUUGCAAAACGCGAAAUUGCAGAUGCCUGUCACAUGACUAUUGACGAAAUGGAGAGCGCUGCAACUGACCUUCUAAGUCAAGGAAGAGCAGGGCAACCAAUUGGGCGCUUCGAGGAGGAUCUGUCUGAUGAGAUGAACUGUGUUAUAUCAUACUAAAUGGGUUUCAGUUUGUUGGGGAAAGCUGAACAUAAAUUGUGAGUGUGAUUGUGAUGUUCUCUGCUCACAAAUGCAAAUACAUUCACCUCUUCAUAACUCAGUUAAUUAUAUUCAAUUCCUUCAGUAGAUAAGGAACUUGUGGUGACCACAAUGACCUGUAUAUCCCAAUUGCUUUGCACAUAAAUUUAGUAAGAGCCUAACCAGACCACAAGAUGAGCUAUAGUAGUCUAUGAUUACAAGUCCUGAAGCAAUUUCAGAAGAGACCGACUUUGUAAGAUCAAAGUCAACAUCUAAAUUUGGUAAAAGGUUUGGUAAAACUUGCCCAUUUAUAAUGAAAGUAUUUGUGCUUGUGGAAGUCUUCAUUUUUCAUAAGAUUAAUUAGCCUAAUAAAAAAAGAACCAAUAUCUUUUCAUAUGACUGGAUCGCACAAACCUACAGGGAAAGUUACUAUUUUUAAAUGUUAAUAACGGUUACAAUUAUAAAUUUAUGGGCUCAUGUACUUCUCAGCACAAAUCCAAAUGUUUUCAUGGUUGUGAUGUAACAUUUAAUUGCAAACCUAUUUAUUUUGUAAACAAAGCUUUGUGCUUCA
Molecule: messenger RNA, 7028 nt
Organism: Ctenopharyngodon idella (grass carp)
Lineage: Eukaryota; Metazoa; Chordata; Actinopteri; Cypriniformes; Xenocyprididae
Gene: cacna1fa
Product: calcium channel, voltage-dependent, L type, alpha 1F subunit a
Exons: 45
Biological process (GO): calcium ion import across plasma membrane
Cellular component (GO): membrane; voltage-gated calcium channel complex
Molecular function (GO): high voltage-gated calcium channel activity
Source: RefSeq, a predicted model, not a curated record